CCAUACUGGCAACAACGCCACACGCGGCCGGUUUUGUUUUGGCUUGUAUUUUAAAAAAAAAGUGUCUCUUGAAUCCGAAACCAUGGCCAAUUCAAUUUCAAACACAACCAUUGUGAUGCCAGGAGAACGUGUCACUAGUAUAGAGGAUUUGGCCAAGAGCAAACGAGUGAUAUUGGGACCCGGCCUAAGAAGAUUGGACGACACAGUGGUUGCAAGCAAAGCGGGACCACUGCGGCACAAGGAUCCAAACACAUUUUGGGUGGACAACUACCAGCGACGUUAUGUGCCGGCACGCGGAGACCUUGUGUUGGGCUUGGUGAAGGCCAAGGCAGGCGAUCUUUAUCGUGUUGACAUUGGUUCUGCCGAUACGGCAUCCAUUUCAUUUCUGGCCUUUGAGGCGGCCACGAAAAAGAAUCGACCGGACCUGAAUCCCGGCGAUUUAAUCUAUGCCCGCGUCCUGAAUGCCAGUGCUGACAUUGAACCCGAACUGGUGUGUGUGAAUUCGAAUGGAAAACGUGGCAAACUGGGCGUCCUCAGCGAUGGUUUCUUCUUCAAAUGCAGUUUAAAUCUGGGCCGCGUGCUCUUACGUGAGAAUUGCCCUGCAUUGACCGCCCUUACCCGGCAAUUGCCCUACGAGAUUGCUGUGGGCGUCAAUGGACGCAUCUGGUUAAAGGCGCGCUCCAUGCGGGAAACUAUGGCCCUAUCUAAUUCCAUUUUAUCGUUGGAACAAACAAACUACUCACAAAUCGACAGGAUUUGUGGGGAUCUAGGCGAAGUGCUGCAAGAAUGAUAAUAAAUAGAAGCAUCAUUAAGUUUA
Molecule: messenger RNA, 817 nt
Organism: Drosophila willistoni
Lineage: Eukaryota; Metazoa; Arthropoda; Insecta; Diptera; Drosophilidae
Gene: Rrp40
Product: exosome complex component RRP40
Exons: 1
Coding region: 83-790 (235 amino acids)
Biological process (GO): CUT catabolic process; poly(A)-dependent snoRNA 3'-end processing; U4 snRNA 3'-end processing
Cellular component (GO): nuclear exosome (RNase complex); cytoplasmic exosome (RNase complex)
Molecular function (GO): RNA binding
Source: RefSeq, a predicted model, not a curated record